This is a messenger RNA of Thelazia callipaeda (thelaziosis nematode), 2214 nucleotides long. NCBI's taxonomy places the organism in Eukaryota, Metazoa, Nematoda, Chromadorea, Rhabditida, Thelaziidae. The record is from the annotation of a GenBank genome assembly.
AUGCAACAGGAUGAGUACUCCACAUCAAGUUCAAACGGUAUUGAUACUAUAGAACGUCCCAGAAGACGGUCUCCAUUAAUACAGACUUUUCAUCAAGGAAAGUGUUCAGAUAGAUUACGCGAUCAACGAAUACGAACUGAGAUGGAAGAUUCUAUGGAUUUUUUUCCAAGUGGAGUCAUUAAUGAUCCAACAGUAAUUACGUGUGCUAGCAAUUUUUUGGUUGCUCCACAUUUUGGAUCAUCUCACAGUGUUGUGGCGUCUUCAAAUAACAACACGUCGAAUAUUAUGGAAUCAACAGAAUUUCAUGAUGGCUCACAUUCUAAUCUCGUUCUUUCAAAUAUGUUGCAAUUUCGUGAUGAAAAAUUUAUGUGUGAUGUUGAAAUUGAGGUUGGAGGGACUGUUUUUAAUGCUCAUCGAUACGUCCUGGCUGCAGCUAUACCUUAUUUUCGUUCUAUGUUUUCAUCAGAUAUGAUAGAAUCACGGCAAAAUAGGAUUGUAGUCCAGGAUAUUCCGGCUUCAGCUUUCAAACAGCUUUUGGAUUUUGCUUACACCAGUAAAGUACACAUCAAUAGUGAUAAUGCUCAACAGUUGUUAUUUGCUGCCAGCAUAUUACAGAUGGAUACUGUAUGUGGUGCAUGUCAACGUUUUUUAACACAGUAUUUGACCACUACUAAUUGCUUGUCAAUACGACAGUUUGCUGAGCAGCAUAACUGCGUCAGCCUUAUGUCAUCCGUAGAUGACUUUGCCGUUGAGCAUUUUCCAGAAUUACGAGUACUUCCCGAUUUCAUGCAGAUACCAUUUAGUUAUUUGGUAGAUCUCUUAAGAAGUUCUGAUCUGAAAGUCAACAAUGAGCAAGAGGUUUUCGAAACGGUGAUAUUUUGGGUUGAAGAGAAUAUUGAAGAACGAAAGAAGUGCUUGCCAGAUUUACUUGCUCUAGUUCGCUUGCCGCAACUGCCUAUUGCCUACUUUUUGAAUAAUGUCAUAAAGCAUCCUCUCAUUAUGGAAUGUGUUCGUUGUCGAGAUUUAGUAGCUGAUGCAAUGAGUGAAAUGAUGCGUGUACAUAUUGGUUUUGGAAGAAAUUGUGGAACUCAUAGUAUCGAAAGUUCGUCUUCUUUACCAACUCACCCUGGCACAGGUUAUGGCUCUGGAAAUCCUCUUUCCACUAAUUCUACAAACAAUCAAACGGAAUUAUCCGAACAAAAGCAGUUACACUUACGAAUGUCUUCAGUUGGAGUAUGGACGAAUUGCAGGCCUCGGAAAAGUGCCGCAGGUGUUAUAUUUUGUGUUGGUGGACGUGGUACUUCUGGCGAUCCAUUUCGUUCUGUAGAAGCGUAUGAUUGGCGUCGUGAUAAAUGGUUCUCAAUAAGUGAUAUGAAUAUUCGUCGGAGACAUGUUGGCGUUGUUAGCGCUCAGGGAAAACUCUAUGCAAUUGGUGGACAUGACGGGACAAAUCAUUUAAGUUCCGCUGAAUGUUUUGAUCCAGCUACAAAUAUGUGGCAUACUGUGUCUUCAAUGAAUACACGUAGAAGAGGCAUAGCUGUAGGAGCACUAGAACGUGCAAUAUACGCUGUUGGUGGACUUGAUGAUACUGCAUGCUCUCAAGUCGUUGAGCGAUAUGAUAUUGAAUUAGAUAAAUGGUCGAAUGUGGAGCAGUUGAAUGUACAACGAGGCGGUGUUGGUGUAGCUGCAUUGGGUAAAUAUUUAUUUGCUGUUGGUGGUAAUGAUGGAACUUCAUCUCUUGAUUCUUGUGAACGUUAUGAUCCACUUCUGGAUAAAUGGAAAUUAGUUGCUAGCAUGCAGCAUCGAAGAGCUGGUGCCGGUGUCACGGUACUCGAUGGAUGUUUAUAUGCAGUUGGUGGUUUCGAUGACAAUGCACCAUUACCAUCGUGUGAACGUUAUAAUCCAGAAACUAAUACGUGGACAUUGCUCUGCCAAAUGUCUUGCCCCAGAGGAGGUGUUGGUGUUGCAUCUAUGGGUGGGCGAAUUUAUGCGAUUGGAGGUCAUGAUGGAGUGAGAUAUCUGAGUUCUGUUGAAGCAUAUGACCCGACUACAGACCACUGGUCCUCAGUAGCUGCCAUUAGUCAGUGCAGAGCUGGUGCAGGUGUUGCAUGUGCAGAAUGUUGUGUCGACGUUCUUUUACGACCACCAUCAAUGGCUCUUGGAAAAGGCAGUGGUUGCGCUCCAUGCAUUACAGGCGUUGCUCACUGUGUUUAA